Messenger RNA from Drosophila serrata, 647 nucleotides. RefSeq lists its product as uncharacterized. The record is from RefSeq and is a predicted model, not a curated record. NCBI's taxonomy places the organism in Eukaryota, Metazoa, Arthropoda, Insecta, Diptera, Drosophilidae.
UUUAGUUGUCAAAGUCUAGUCCCUCAGCAUACUAACUUUCCCCACAUUGAGCACACAAAAGAACCCUAGCGAAGUUGAAAGUUUACUUGUUACAAUUGCUCCAAAAUGUUGGAAAUGAUCAAUGAAACCAUACCCGAGGUGGACAUGCUCAAGGUGUCCAAAAAUGCAGAGGUGCAGCGACGUGCCAUUUUGGGCUUUGCUCCCCGCAUCGGAUUGACCAUCGUGGAUUAUGGGGAUCUCGACAGGAUCGACAAUUUCUAUCUGGAGUCCCAGAAGUACCGUGACUACUACCGUGAUCCCCACAACAAGCUGCACAAGCCGCUGCGAUUUAGCCUCCACCAAGGAAAGUGUGCCAUUAAGCUGGACACUAGCGUUGAGCAGCUGACCCGUCCGAUCAUAUGGACCACGGAGCGGCAGCCACUGGUCUAUCCCCUGUCGGGCGACACUGCCAUGCAUCUGGGCAUGUCAAUCCCGCCCAUGAUUAGAGGCACCCAUGCCAAGUCGAGCUCCAUAGCCUUCAAGCGCUAGACGGGAGAGACGAAUGCAUAAUCCUUGAAUCCUUUAGGAUGGUGUUUGCUUUUAGCAAUCUAAAUUAUUGUGCAAACCCCUUGUCUUGGCUAUUAAAGAACCAUUCUUUUCUACCCGUA